Plectropomus leopardus (leopard coralgrouper) is the source of this 1114-nucleotide messenger RNA. NCBI's taxonomy places the organism in Eukaryota, Metazoa, Chordata, Actinopteri, Perciformes, Serranidae. The record is from RefSeq and is a predicted model, not a curated record.
AAAGAGGAAGGAAGAUGGCGGAUAACAAAGGCGAGGAGGAUAUGGAACCGUCUGCUAAAACAGACUCAGUGCCUUCAGCGCAGGAUAACGAGCAGCCAGAGACGAAAGUCGACAAUGCGGUAAUUGUCGUAGAAGCGAAUACAAAAGGCGGCGACGAACCAGUGCCCCAAGAUAACGCUAACGAGGCACCAACACCCACCAGCGACGGCGGAGACAUUAGCAGCGGCGGGGCUUCUGUAGCGGGAGGGGAAGCCAACGGUAGCGCUAGCAACGCCGUCAGCCCGGCUACGACCAGCAACACCAAUGCAGAGCCGACGGCGGCUGAAACCCUGACCGCCGGGGAUGCUGCUGUCGGCGGACUGACCACUGAAAUGUCCCCCCCUCCUACCGCUCCAGCCGCCACACCGGUAUCUGCUCCCAUUAAUUUUUUGGAUACGUGCGCAGUGUGUAAACAAAGUCUUCAGAGCCGAGACUGUGAACCCAAACUUCUCCCUUGUCUGCACUCCUUUUGCCUAAAAUGUAUUCCGCAACCAGAUAGACAGAUAAGCGUACAGGUGCCUGGACCACACGGGCAAACUGACACACACAUAGUGAAUGUUAUGCGCUGCUCAGUGUGCCACCAGGAGUACAAACAAAGUGAUAUUAUUGACAACUACUUUGUCAAAGAUACCACAGAGGCCACCAGCACGUCUGAUGAAAAGGCUGCACAGGUGUGCACAAGCUGCGAGGACAACGCAGGAACCAUUGGCUUUUGCGUGGAGUGCGGAGAAUGGCUCUGUAAGACCUGCGUGGAGGCACACCAGAGGGUCAAAAUUACCAAGGACCACAAGAUCCGCACCAAAGAGGAUGCUGACGCUGCCUCCGAGUCUGUUGGUGCAUCAGGACAGAGGCCUGUUUUCUGUCCCAUCCACAAGCAGGAGCCACUGAAGCUUUUCUGUGAGACCUGUGACACUCUGACCUGUAGGGACUGCCAGCUGCUGGAGCACAAGGAGCACAGGUACCAGUUCUUGGAGGAGGCUUUCCAGAACCACAAAGGCCUCAUUGAGACCAGUGUUGCCAAACUACAGGAAAAGAAGAACUUUGUCCAUUACUCUGUCUCUCAGUUGCAAAGCAG